Messenger RNA from Chara braunii, 2639 nucleotides. NCBI's taxonomy places the organism in Eukaryota, Viridiplantae, Streptophyta, Charophyceae, Charales, Characeae. The record is from the annotation of a GenBank genome assembly.
CGUUAAAGACCUAUCAUAAUGAUAUCUGCUACAAGUUGCGUGGCCUCUCUCCAACGGAAAGCUGAUAGAGACGGAAGGAUGCAUUUGCUGGAUCAGCGGCGCCAGCUUAUCAAGAAAUUUGCCUGUUGCAGUUGUAUUUCCACUCUUGUGAAUGAACCUGACAAAUGGGAGAAGGAACCUUCUGAUCGCCCUCCAUUGCACUCGUUACUGCUGCCAAGCUGCCACUCGUAGAUAAAGCCACUGCCAGAAAGGAGAGAUCACCUGCUUGUACCUGCCAUCCCUGAGUGGACAGACCGUGCGCAUUCAUGUGCGCAUAUGACGAUGUCUCCGGAUGCAUCUGCCAGAUUUCCUAUUUCCGAGGCGGGUUUGUGCCGUAUCAGCAGAAUGACCACAUCGCAUCAUUCAGACUCGUCAAGAAGCUUUCAAGUCCGGUAGCCUGCAUUCAUGUCUGCAUGAAGGGAUAAAUCACCAUGUACACAGCUGCACUGCACCGCAGGCCUGGCGAAGUUGCCCGUCACCAAGACAGUUCUGUAUUCUAACUGUUGUUUCCUCAAAUGGUUGAAAAAUCAGGUCACAGUCAAAGUUAAGUGUGCACGUGGGGGGGAGACAGGAUCCGUUAGAUCAUCGUCGGCAUCAGUGGAUCCUUCAUCAGGCUAUCGCGAGGUGCGGGUCCGGCAUCAGGGUACAUUGACAGGUGUGCGAGAGGUUUCUGCUGUAAUCUAUCGGAGGACCUUUUUCCCUGCCUCCACGUGGCUUGCUGUGGAAUUCAGCUUUCUGUUACUCUGGCUCACUCUGGACGUGGGGGUGGUGGGGGGGGAAGGGCAGGGAAGGUUCGGGGGAGGAUAGGCAGAUGAUGGCAGGGUACGGUCUGACUGGCGUGCCAUCAACGAAUGCUAUUUAUGUGUGCAAUCUUCCCCCAGGGACGGAUGAAUUAGCACUUGCAGAGCACUUUGGAACAAUUGGCUUGAUUAAGAAGGAUAAGAGGACGAACAGGCCAAGGAUAUGGCUGUACAGGGACAAAGCCACGAAUGAGCCCAAGGGUGAUGCAACAGUCACCUACGAGGAUCCUCAUGCUGCUGCGGCUGCAGUCGACUGGUUUGAUCGCAAAGAGUUCCAUGGCGCUAUCAUUUCUGUGUCGCUGGCAGAGAAUAAGAAGCAGAUAGCGGUUGGCGAUGGCAUGGGACUUGGGGUGAUGGUGGCAGGAGAUGCAGCUGCUCCUUCCUCUAACAUGCAGGCAGAAUUGGGAGGGGUUGGCUGUCAUGGGAGGGGCCGUGGGGAGCCGCCUUCUGCAGGAGGGAAGCCUUGGCAGCAGGAUGGGGACUGGUCCUGCCCCAAUCCAAGCUGUGGUAACAUAAACUUUGCCUUCAGAGGACAGUGCAAUCGAUGUGGAACCCAGAGGCCUGGGGGAAGUAGUGGAGGGGGUGCAGGACGAGGGCGGGGGCGAACUGGUCCAGGUACUGGUGGAGGGGGGCGUGAAGGCAGGGGUGUCGGGGGUCCCCCUGGCCUCUUUGGUCCAAAUGACUGGCCUUGCCCAAUGUGUGGCAACAUUAACUGGGCAAAGAGGACAAAAUGUAACAUUUGCAACACGACAAAACCUGGCUUCAAUGAAGGGGGGAGUCGGGAAGGGCGGGCUGGAGGGUACAAGGAGCUGGACGAAGCAGAGCUUGAAGAGACCAAAAGGCGACGGCGGGAGCAUGAAGAGGACGAUGGAGAAAUGUAUGAUGAUUUUGGUAACUUGAAGAAAAAGUUCCGUGCACGAGCCAAGGCCGGAGAAAUGCCGCAGCAGACUAACUUUGAGGGUGGAAAAGCAGGCUGGGAGGAGGCCCUUAGGGCAAGUGAUCGGGGAGACAAAAGCAGGGAGCGAGAUAGAGAGUUCGAUCGGGGCCGUGUGCUAGAUAGGGAUAGAGGUGGAGAAGGAGACAGAGAACGUUACGGAGAAAGAGAUGACUACAGGGAAUGGGACAAGGACAGAGACCGUGACAGGGACUGGGAACGGGAUCGAGAUAGGGGGAGGACUCGUGAUGGCAGGGAUGAUCGCCAUGGUGUGUGGAAUGGGCACAGAUCCUCAUAUCGCUCCAGAUCACAGGAAGAUGACUGGGGGCAUGGGGAAAGAGAACGUAUUAGAGAGAGGGAGCAUUACAAAGCCGAUGAGAGGAGCAAGCCAUAUGUUUGAGAGGGGGGGAGAGUGAGAGGCAGGAACAAGGAGAGAGAGGGAGAGAGCGAGAAAAAGAGAGAGGGAGAGAGAGAGAAAGAGAGAGGGAGAGAGGUAAAGGCAUGGGAGGGCAAGAGGUUGUCUGACAAGGUGUAUGAGUGAAGGCAGAAUUCAGGCGCUGAGUGUAUGCUUCCCUGGAUGAGACAAUGAGCAUCACUUUGCUGUCAAAGAAGGAAGGAAUGUUUAUCCGACAAGUGAAUAGAAAGGCCAUGCCUGAGCGCUUUUUCGUUGACCAUUUUGAUCUUGGAAUUGUUGACUGAAAAGGAAGAGCCAUUUAGUCAUUCGUGCUUCAUCUUGUUUGGAAUAGCUCUCACAUGAAUGCCGUUUUUGCCCGACUUCCGGUUGCUCCAGGUCCUCGUUGGAAUGAGGAUUACAUUACAUUAUUUUUUUCAUAGCUGACAGUCUUCAAUGAAAUGCUGAUUGCUUG